This is a messenger RNA of Morchella importuna, 954 nucleotides long. RefSeq lists its product as uncharacterized. NCBI's taxonomy places the organism in Eukaryota, Fungi, Ascomycota, Pezizomycetes, Pezizales, Morchellaceae. Gene Ontology annotation, molecular function: aldose reductase (NADPH) activity. The record is from RefSeq and is a predicted model, not a curated record. Gene Ontology annotation, cellular component: cytosol. Bases 1 to 954 code for a protein of 317 amino acids. The transcript is spliced from 5 exons.
AUGUCUGUUCCAUCAAGCUUCAAACUUAACACUGGUGCUUCCAUCCCGUCGAUCGGUCUAGGAACCUGGCAAGCUCCUGCUGGUGAAGUUCAAAAGGCUGUUGCCCACGCGUUGUUGAAAGCAGGCUAUACACAUAUCGAUUGCGCUUGGUGCUACGGUAACGAGGAGGAAGUUGGUACUGGGCUGAAGGAGGCGUUUGAUAAUGGCGUAAAGAGAGAAGAUAUUUUUAUCACCACCAAGGUCUGGUCAACAUAUCACUCUCGUGUAGAGGAGGCACUCGACAAGAGUCUGAAGUUGUUGGGCCUGGAUUAUGUCGACUUGUAUUUAAUGCACUGGCCUGUCCCAUUGAACCCGAAUGGAAACCACGACAAAUUCCCCACAAAGCCAGAAGGUGGACGUGAUUUGCACGAGGGGUGGGAUUAUAUCAAGACUUGGAAGUUGAUGGAGAAGCUAUUAGAAGGCGGAAAGGUUAAGGCCAUCGGUGUAUCCAAUCAUUCGGUUCCCUUCUUGACCAAGCUUCUUAAAGAGACAACUGUUGUCCCUGCGGUAAACCAGAUUGAAAACCACCCAUUGCUGCCACAGGAUGACGUAGUGGCGCUAUGCAAGGAGAAUGGGAUCCUCGUAACCGCUUAUUCACCUCUUGGAUCUACCGGUGGACCACUAUUAAAGGAAGAGAAGGUGUUGAAAGUAGCUGAGAAGCACGGCGUCGAUGUAGGAGCCGUCCUGCUAAAUUAUCACGUGAACCGUGGCAUUGUCGUCUUAGCAAAAUCUGUUACUCCAUCAAGAAUCGAGGCGAACAACAAGCUGCUUAAGCUUGAUGAGGAAGAUCUUGAAGUAUUGGGGAGCAUCUACAAGGAGAAGGGGCCCCAGAGAUUUGUUACUCCGCCAUGGCCCAUCAACUUUGGAUUCCCUGACUGGAAACAGGGUGGUGCCAACAUUUUUGAAUCCGCUUAA